Volvox carteri f. nagariensis is the source of this 4332-nucleotide messenger RNA. RefSeq lists its product as uncharacterized. The record is from RefSeq and is a predicted model, not a curated record. Lineage: Eukaryota; Viridiplantae; Chlorophyta; Chlorophyceae; Chlamydomonadales; Volvocaceae. The coding region runs from base 1 to 4332 and encodes 1443 amino acids. The transcript has 18 exons.
AUGAUGCAUAUUCACACCACAACCGGAGUCACUGCCGCCGGCUUCCUGGCAGCCGGGGGCGCUGCAGCCGCAGCAGCCGGCGGCACGGCGGACGCCGCUGGUCAGCUUCCGGCCAGGGGCAACCGCCGCAACUCUCUCGGAAUGCUACCCGCCACCACCAGCGGCGGCGGCGGCAUCGGGCCCAGCCCCACCGCCGCCACCGGUGGAGCCCCGCCAGCCACCUCCCUGGUCCGCAUGAUGGGCGCCCCCAGCAACGUCACGCCCCGAAACCAAGCAGGCGCCUCCUCCAUUACCGGACUCCGAAGCCCGCCCAGCAGCAGCCCCGGCGGCGCCGCCACAGUACCAGCAGGCCGCAGCGCCAGCGUCACCGCCUUUGGUGGCGGCGGCGCUGCGGCAACCGGAGGCGCCCUCGCCGCUGCUGCCGCCGCUGCCGGCAUCCGACCGAGCAGCCGUACGCCGAUGAAGGAUGUGGCGGCCUUGCCGCGGAAGAUUGCGGCCGUGGACAACAUCGCGGAGGCCCUUGGCCGGUUCUUCCAGGAAAGCAUGGAGCUGGCUCCGAAACCGCCUCCGAAAAUCCCCUCCAGUAGUAGCAGCAGCGACGGUGACCUCGGGCCGCUGUCCUCCGAUGACGAGGCAAUGGUGGAGGAGCUGGACGUACUGGAGAAGCUGUACCUGGUGAUGCCUAAUUUGGAGUCCCCUGGAAAAGGCUCCCACGUCCGAGCGCCCUCCCCUGCCCCCGGCAUCCUCUCCCAGCCGCCCUCCCGCAUCAGCGGCUCCUUCACCAACACCAUCGGCAGCAACAGCCGCCCCGCAUCACCCGCGCAGCGCCUCACGGCGUCCUUCGGCGCUGCCCUCGCGGGGCGAGGGUCGCCGCUGGGGCAGCCGCCGGCGCCGCUGCCGCCAGCGGCAGCGCCUGCCGUUGCCGGCGGCGGCGGCGGCGGUGGACCGCUUGGGCGCAGCAUCAGCCCAAGCCCCAUGCCGGCAGCGGCAGCUGCAGCUGGAGGCAGCGCCAGCCCGGGCGCUGUGAAUCCGUUGGAUGCCGCCGCGCCGGCGCCUAAACGAAAGUCGGCAAUGGCUAAGAAGGGCGGCACAGCGCCACAACAGCCGGCGUUUCUACCGUCGAAAGCUGUACUGCAGUUUCAUCAACGUGCGCUUGGUAUUACUGUGCCGUUGGGGAACAGCGCCAACGGUCCGUCGGCCGCCAGCGGUACAGUAGCGGCCGGCGGCAGCGGCGGAGGCGCUUCAGGUGGGGGCGGAGGUACUGGCGGCGGCGGUGCCGGAGGUCCCGCCAGCGCCGCCGUCGCCGCGACUGCGGGUGUUUCCGGUCCGUACGGCAGCCUUAGCCAGCCACCGGACGCGCCAGUCACGAACACGUACGUCAAUCGAGAUGCGGACUACCUGAUGAUGCGGCAGAUGGUCGAGGCGGCGCUUGCAGCGGGACAGAGCCGGCCCGCGACGGCGGGGCCUGCCAUCGCUGCGGCAUCCGCCGCGGCAGCAGCGGCAGCGGCGGGCCGUACUCUGGUGCCGACGGCGCCGACGGCGCGCCGCGGCGCGGCCAGUGCUGGCAGCAGAAAGAAGUCGGCGAAGAAGGCUGCCGUUAAGAAGGCAAAGCUGCCGCCGGCGCCGCCGACGUUGGCGCCCCGCCCCGCCGUACCUAUUCACCUACAGCACUUGGUACGGCCAGGAAGUGGCUCCGGGGGUCGGCCGUACACGGCCCCCGGCAACGGCAACUGGGCCACCUCGCGGCUCGAGCGGCUGCGCGGCGCGGCUGCCACCAAGGCGGCCGCCUGCGCGUCCAUGUCGCCCCUGAGGGCCUCCCUGGCUGCGCCCAUCAGCGGCCUCACCGCGAGGAGACAGUCCAAGCCGCUGACGGAGGUGGAGUUCGGAGUUUUUAAUCGCACGAUGGACGCGGCGCUGAUGCCCCUCACCCGCGCCGCCGCCAAGCUGGGCACGCACGCCAUGGCUGCCGUACUGGCGGGUGCCGAGGUGGAUGAGAACGGUCGCAGCGGUCCGUGCGACCGUGUGGGCGAGGUGGGCCGCCUGAUGCGGAGGUUCCAGAAGCAGGAGAAGAGCACUUCGUUCAACUUGAGCCACGCAGUCAAUGGAAUCGAUCAGAUUGUUGCGCUGGUGGACGUGCUAGGCCACCCCGACCUGGCCUGUGUUUCGGAGCUACUUCUGGCGGGUAACGCCCUCAACGACGAGGCCUUCGUGCCGCUGGGUGCCCGGCUGGCAUCCGCGGAGUGUGGUUCGUUGAGGCGGUUGGAUUUGGGCUACAACAACCUAACGGCCGCCAGUGUGGAGCUGCUACUGCCCCUCAUGAAGGAUGAGCUUGCGGCCAUGAGCAAGGUGGCCGUAGAGCUGGUGGGUCUAGCCGCCCACAUGGGUUUGAGAUCCUGGCGCGCCGCCACCCUCAACGGAAAGCCCUUCAGGCUGAACAGCACCAACAAGCUGCAGCUACCGGUGCGCGGUCGCCUCCACGUCGAGUUCGUGUCGUGCACCCGCCUCAUGAGAGAUGAUGGACCCCUCUCGGACACGGAGGUCCGCAGCAUGUGGUUCGCCAUCGCGGAUCCAGACGGCUGCCGUACACCUCAGGGCCCUAUGGCACUAACCUCACCGGAGGAGGAAGCCGCAGCAGCAGCCGGGGGCAGCCACGGCGGCAGCGGAAGCCCGAAGCGUGGCGGCGGCAGCAAGGGCGGCUCCGGAACCGCCACCGUCAGCGGCGGCAGCGGCGGCCUGCCUAAGAAGAGCCCCCGCAGCGUCGUCGUCAGCGGCGCCCCCGGCAGCUUGCGCUGUUUCGACAGUCGCGACAUGCGCACCGAGGCGGUGGUUCAGGCGUUCGGAGUGCUCACGGACACCGAGAACUUCUGGUCGGUGCUGCAGGAGCUGGACCCGUGCAGUAGGGAGCAGGUUGAGAGUCGUCUCGGUCGCGUCCGCAUGUUCUUCCCGGAGAAUCCCACCGGCCGUUACACCCUGAUGCUGAGUCAGCUACCCCAUCAGUGCGUUGCAAAGCAGUUACUGCAGCAGUACAACCAACAGUACGACAACAAGCUGACUCAGCAUCCGAACCGCGUCUGCUUCACCUCCUGCAUCAUGGACGGCUUACCAACCGACGUCUCUGACCCCCACAAACUCUACCUGCCCCAGGAGGGAAUCUUGGAGCUGUGUUUCGUGGACCUCCGCCACCCGCCACCCGGCACCCGUUCCCUAAGCCGGGCGCAGUUUGCCGUACUCGUCUCCCACUUAGUGAACCUGGACGAGCUAGAUCCCGUGGGCCUUACGCGUCUCAUCGACCACCCCGCGCUGCCCGCCGCCGUCGGCGCGUUGCGGCGCUGGGAGGCCUGGACACGCAAGCAUCCCAUCUCGGCCAGUGUGUCGUACCUCUGGAAGGCUGCGCACGAGAUUCGAAAGCGGGACGACCCGGAGGCCGCGGCGGCGGCAGAGGCGGCGGCCGCCGCCGCCGCUGAAGUCGCCGCAGCGCUUAGGCGGGAUUCGGCCUUAAUGCCCUCAGCCAUCAGCGUCCGCAGCAACCAGAGCUCCGUCGUCGCCGCCGGAGCCGCCGCCGCCGCCGCCGCCCUCGGUAGCAAGGUCGCCGGCAAAGCGCGUGCCGUACCGCCGUUGGGCCCGCCGCCGAUGUACGUGCGCGACAUGGGACUUUACGUGGAGGCGAUCCGGAUCUUGUCUGUACGGCACUACCUGACGUGUUGGCAGCUGAUUCAGCUGUUGCAGCUGCUGCCUCCCACCGCCACGGAUGAGCGCGUGGAGACGGUGACGGCGUUCUGGGCUCGAGUCACGGACCGUGACGGGCACUGGGUGGACGUUAUGCGGUCGCUUACCAACGAACAGCAGGUCCGCGCCUGCCAGCGGUUGGGCUACAUGAACGUGUACAACGAGAACCGCCCGGCCAUGCACUACCGGUUGAGGAUGUACAAGGAGGACGAGCAUGAACUUGCGUGGCAGCUGUACAACAAGUCGCUGGACUCGCCCCUGCCGUGCUGGAAGAACCUCACCAUUGACGACCAGCCCAAGCGGGUCAAUCAGGGAGUCAACAUGUGGACGGUGCUGCGGGGCAAUGCAGCGGACGGCACCACUCCGCAAACCACGUUGGAGUUCGACUUCGUGUGGCCGGAUGAGGAUGCGCAAAAGACGAUGGCGGCUCAGCAGGUGCAGCGAGCCUGGCGGCUGUACAAGAACCCCAAGGGCGGCGGCGCGGCGGUGGUGCCUGCCGUACGACCUGGCUCCGUACAGCAGCCCCGCUUCGUUGCGUUCAGCAAGAAGAAGAAGGCGGGGGCCAUCAGCAAGAUGAACGACCCGGGCAGCGGGAAAAAGAAGUGA